ACCUGUGGAAGUAGAAUAUUUGGGGACUAUGCAACUCAAAAGGAAACAUAGGUUUCCUCAAACUCGGGCCGAAGCGAAGCCGAAGCCGAACAUUCCACGCAAAUCCCCGUACGUUACAUCUGGCCUGCCUUCCGUCCUCCCAACCACGCCAAGCGGCUGCAAGAGCAAGAGUUGCUUAACCGUGAAGGACUCCAAGAAGCCAGCUGACACGUGUCGCCCCCCCGAGCUGCCAUGCCGAGCCAACUCCUUACACUUGUCCGAAACAUCCCAGCGUGGAUUUCACCCCCUCCAUACUGCUUAUUUGGCCUUCACAGCUCACCGUUAUAUUGCCACUUGUAAAUAUAUACGUACCCUCUCAAAGGCCAGCCCCAAGGGAUAUGGACGAGAAGGGGGAAGAUAAUGGCGAAGCAGGAGUAAUGAACAAUGGAAAGUCCGGCAAGGCGGCGGCGAAGGUGGCGGCGAGGGCGUCAAUGGGGCGGUCCAGGAAGGGAUGCAUGAAAGGAAAGGGCGGCCCGGAGAAUGCCAGCUGCACUUACAGGGGCGUCCGGCAGCGGACGUGGGGCAAGUGGGUGGCGGAGAUUCGCGAGCCCAACCGCGGCGCCAGGCUCUGGCUUGGCACGUUUAACACCUCUGUUGAGGCCGCCCUCGCCUACGAUGACGCCGCCCGGAAGCUCUAUGGCGCCUCGGCCAAGCUCAACUUGCCCGACCAAUACCACCCCCCUCCAAAGCCAGCUGCCGCCGCCUCCGUGUCCGCGGGCGGCGGCGGCGGCGGCAGCACCGACCUACAUGACGCAGUCGCCGGCACCGACCUACAGGAGGGCGUGGUCAGCUCCUUGAUGAUGGACGCCGGCGACGGAAACUAUCUGUGGGAGAGUUCGUCUCCUUCGUGUCCUAGCUUGUUUGAUGAUGUGCAAAUCCCAACAUGGCCGGGCCUUAUGCUGGAGACUGAUUUCUAUAGGACCAGCAGAGAUAUGGGGAUUUCAGGGAUUAAAGAAAAGGUAAUCAACUGAGA
Molecule: messenger RNA, 1012 nt
Organism: Diospyros lotus (date-plum)
Lineage: Eukaryota; Viridiplantae; Streptophyta; Magnoliopsida; Ericales; Ebenaceae
Product: dehydration-responsive element-binding protein 2D-like
Exons: 1
Coding region: 378-1010 (210 amino acids)
Biological process (GO): response to stress; positive regulation of DNA-templated transcription
Cellular component (GO): nucleus
Molecular function (GO): DNA-binding transcription factor activity; transcription cis-regulatory region binding
Source: RefSeq, a predicted model, not a curated record